Molecule: messenger RNA, 5234 nt
Organism: Trifolium pratense (red clover)
Lineage: Eukaryota; Viridiplantae; Streptophyta; Magnoliopsida; Fabales; Fabaceae
Product: myosin-binding protein 3-like
Exons: 6
Coding region: 2108-5017 (969 amino acids)
Molecular function (GO): myosin binding
Source: RefSeq, a predicted model, not a curated record
AUUGAGCUUAAGAAGAUGUGUUGGUCGUAGGAAACUGGGUUAAUUAAGAUUUGUUCUGUUGAGCCUAUCUUAGGGAUACUAAAUUGAAUUGGGACAGAACAAGAGAAAGGAGUUGGAGCUAGUGCAACCUCCUCCCUGUCAGUACCAAAGAAUCGAUGCGGAUUUCAAAUCAUCAAUAGUAAAGUACACAUUUUUUACCUUAUCAUGUUAAAAUAUUUAUACAAAUUAUAGUGGAGGUGUUUACUUUUUGUGUUGUCUGCCAACAAUCAAAGUCAUUUUUAACAUCAUCACAAAAUAUUUAAACCUCAAACAACAAAAACAGUGUUGGUAGCAUUUGGAUCAUAUGUUUGCGGAGAAAAUAGUUAUUAAAAAACACUCGAGACUCUCUAGAUGCGGUUUUGUAUUUUGCACUUUUGUUUUUUGACACAUUGUUUUUAAACUUGCACAUUGACACACAUUGUUUCUUUCAAAUUAUCAAACACUAUGGCAGUAUGGCUCAGAUGGGUCAUGGGAGUGGCUCCUAACGUUCGGAGCUACACUAUCGUGAUUAAUGGAUUUUGUAAGAUUAAAAUGGUAGAUGAAGCCAUUAAUCUCUUCAAUGAAAUGCAUAGCAGAAAAAUUAUUCCUAAUGUGGUAUCGUACACUACUCUUAUUGAUGGAUCGUGUAAUGUUGGAAGACUAGAGGAUGCACUAGAGAUUUUCAAAGAUCUUUUGGUCAAAGGCUACAAUCUAAAUGUCUAUACAUAUACCAUUAUAAUCAAGGGAUUUUGCAAAACAGGAAUGUUUGACGAAGCAUUGACCAUGCUAUCAAAAUGGAAGACACUGGUUGCAUUCUGAAUGCUAAAGCUUAUGAAACAGUUAUUUCUUCCCUCCUUAAAAAAGGUGAAAAUUGUAAAGCAUAGAAGCUUUCUUCGUGAAAUGAUUGCAACUUUGCAAGAGAUCUACUGUAUGAUCAAGAUGUUAGAAAUAAAGUUUUAAUCCUUCUACUGAAGUCUACCAGGAAGGCAGGAACAAAUAGGUUAUCAUUUUUUUCCCUACAUUGCAUUGCAUUUAUCCUUUGGAUUUGUGUGUCUGCCCUUCCUUCUGACCAUCUUAAUAGAACUAAUCUUGCAAUUUCUGAUAAAUUUUGAAAACAUUUUCCAAAUGCUGAAGCAUUGAUGUUGGGUUGCACUUCAAAAUUCCAGUGCCCAAGUCUGGGAACAAUGAUUUCAGUCCCCAAAAGUUAAAAAAUCUAAGCACUGUCUUGAUAGGUUGGACAUUUAUUGUUUGCUGAUGUCAUUGAAAUUUGUUUCUUCAUAACCAAUCAUGGAAGCAUUGUCCUUUCAGUUCACGUUGCUAUUUUGUUGUCUGCCAUUAUGUGCAAGACUUUAAAUUCUGCUCAAGUUACUUUGGCAGCUGAUUCUGUUGUUAUUAUUUUAGCUUCAGAAUCAUAUUUUCAGUAAUAAAAUGGAUUGCUUUUGGUUCAUAUUUUGCUAGUAGGGUUCCCUCCUUCUUUUAAAGUAGUUUUCCAUGUUCUGUCAAUUUUAUCUGUUUGAAUAUAUAUGUAAGUAUCUAUCCAAAUGGUCGAUGUCACAAGAAAUUCUGUUUUGUAAUUGUAAGUAUCUUUUAUUGCAAGUCUCCUUUUUGGAGGACAUGAAAUUGAAAGAUGGUUUAGCAUUAUGAUUCUUCUCAUGCUUAGUUGUUUUAGACUACCAUGAUGAUAGUUGGUUUGUGUAGAUACUUAUCCUUUUAUAUAAGCAUGAUGUGUUGAUUAGGUUCUGGUAUCAACACACUAUAUUUACUGAAUAUGUAUAUGUAUGUCUCUUUAUUAUUAAUAAUCAUGUCGGGCUAUGAAACAACCAAAGAUAAAUAUACCACUGGUAAGAUCCACUUUAUCCUAAAGUUAAUUAUUGAUUCUCCUUAACAUUACUGUUACAGUGACAGAAUCACUUCCAUUCCAUGUUUCUCUGACCCUUCUUCUUUUGCCAAUUACAAAGCCUUUUCUUUUCAACCUGUUUUGUUUUCUUUUAUGUACUAUUGAAAACUUGAAUCAACAUAAACAUAAAAACCAUAAAACCAAAUUACAAGAAUCAACAUUGUUUGUUUGUCUUGAAAGUUGCAAAAAUCAAUGGCUACUAACAAGUUUGCAACCAUGUUACAUAGAAAAACCAACAACAAAAUAGUUGUAAUUCUAGUUUAUGCAUUUCUUGAAUGGAUCUUAAUAUUACUCCUUCUAAACUCUUUGUUCAGUUAUUUCAUCACAAAAUUUGCCAAAUUCUUUGGCCUUAAACCACCUUGUAUUUUCUGUUCAAGGCUUGAUCAUGUUUUACAGCCAGAGAAUAGCACUGAUCUUGUUUGUGAGACUCAUGCAGCUGAGAUUUCAAACCUUGGUUACUGCUCAAAUCAUCAAAGAUUAUCAGAAGUGAAAAGCAUGUGCGAAAAUUGUUUGGCUUCUAGGCCAAAUCAUCAUGAAGUUGAGAAUUUAUUUGGUUUGAGACAUAAGAUUGGUUUUAUUUCAUUGGCGAGUCCUGAAAAACAUGACGAAAAUGGUGAGAGUUUAAAUAGGUGUUCUUGCUGCAAUGAGUGCUUGAAAAACCAAUUUUACCCUCCUUGGGAUGAUAGAAACUAUCUAAGCAAAGGUUGUCUCAUUGUUGAAUCAAUUGAAGAUGAUGAUAAAGAAAGUGAUAAGUAUCUUGAAUUUGAGAUAAACAAUGGACAAGAACAUGUUCAUGAUCAUGAUCAUGAUGAUGAGGUAUCAGAUGAGCAUCAGAUACUUUUUGAUAUUGAAAGUUUUAUACUUAGAGAAGUGGCUGAGGAUCGAUCGAGUUCGGUUUCAAACUUGAACUCUGAUGAAAAGGAUGCAGAAAAAGAUGAUCCAAGUGUUGCUGAUUCUCCUAUUAUGCAGGUUUCACAUUGUCAAGAUAGAUCGCUUGAAAUCAUCAAUAAGCACUUUGAAAAGAAAGAUGAUCCAAGUGGUGCUGAUAAUUUUAUUCAUCCAUUUUCUGAUACUCCUAUUAUGAAGCUUUCACACUUGGAAGAUAGAUCAAUUGAAAUCAUCAGUAUGAACUUUGAGAAUUAUGUAGCUUGUGGCGACGACCGGUUGACACCUGUUAAGUUAAUAGACUCUAUCACUUGUGUAGAUUUUGAAUCAUGCAAAUUGAUUGAGGAUCCGAAGGAGGGGAAGCAGAUGAUUCAAACUUUUGCAAGUGAGUUACCAGUUGAGCCGCGGCCGAGUAUCUUAGAAGGGGAAGUUUUACUCUCAAUGGAUGAGAAUGUAGUUCAAACUUUGGAAGUUGAAGGGUUAAAUCAGAUUUCAGUAGUUCAAACUUCUGUGAAUGAUGAUAAUAGUAUUGAAGCAGUCACAGAAGAACCAGAUAAUGCACAAGUUGAUCUUUUUCGAUCUCAAGAACCAAUCUGUUCGUAUGAAUGCACAGAAGAAGAUGAAUCUGAAUCAAGUGAUGAUGAUGAUGCUGAAGCUCAAAAUGCCUUUGAAAAAUUCAUUUCUCAGAAUAAGCUAAGUAUGUCUCGCAGUUUAUCGAAUGAUGAGAAAAGUUUAGAAGCAGAUAUGGAAGAACAAGAAAAUACUUCAGCAGAAGAAGAUCAAUCCAUACCAGAAGAUCAAUCUUCUACAAGUGAUGAUGACAUUGAAGUUCCUAAUGCAUUUGAUGAAUUCAUUGCAAAUAACAAUCUAUAUACCGAUAAAAUCGGUGUAAACGAUAAUGAAAUUGCUGAGAAAACAACAUCAUUUGAAAAUGUUGAGGAGGAAACAAUCCAUCAAUCAUCAAAAUGCCCAGAAACAUGUGAAGUAGAAGAAGAUAAACUUCCUGAAACUCCUACUUCAGCAGAUGCAAUGCUCUACAUGCAUAGGAAAUUGAUGCUGUAUGAGAAAAGAGAAUCAGGAGCAGAAGAAUCUGUGGAUGGUAGUGUUGCAAGUGAGGUUGAAUCCGGUGAUCCGGUGUUAACAAUCGACCGGCUAAAAACAGCACUAAAAAACGAACAAAGAGCUCUCAGUGUUAUAUAUCAAGAACUAGAAGAAGAGAGAAGUGCAUCAGCCAUAGCUACAAAUCAAACAAUGGCAAUGAUUACAAGGCUGCAGGAAGAAAAAGCAGCAAUGCAGAUGGAAGCAUUGCAAUACCAAAGAAUGAUGGAAGAACAGGCGGAAUAUGAUCAAGAAGCUUUACAGCUUUUGAACGAUUUAAUGACGAAAAGAGAGCGAGAGAAGCAAGAACUUGAAAAAGAAUUGGAAGAGUAUAGGGAAAAAGUUAUGGAAUAUGAAGCAAAAGAGAAACUAAGUUUGUUGAGAAGAAUGAAAGAUGGAAGUGUAAGAAGUAGAGACUCUUCUUGUUCUUGUUGCAACACCGGAUACACUGAUGAAUUAUCGAUCGAUCUUAACAAUGAAGAAAAGGAAGACGAUAACAAUGAAAAUGCUGAUGAUUCAGUUUCUAAGUUGGAAGAGAUGGCAUUAGAUUGUGUAAAACAUGUAAGUGAACUUGAUAGUACUUUAGAAGAAUUUGAGGAAGAAAAAGCUUCUAUUUUAGAUCAACUCAAAGCAUUAGAGGAAAAGAUAGUUUCAUUGGAAGAUGGUGAAGAGUUUCUUGAAGAGAGUUCAUCAAGAUAUGGUGACAAAGAAGACUAUUCUAAUGGUUGCUUGGCAAAGAAGUUACUUCCAUAUUUAGAUGAAGCUGACAAUGAAAAUGAUGAAGAAGCAUUUGCAUAUGACAGAGAAUUGGAGAAUGGAUCAAAUGAUAUGCAAAUGCAAAACACAGUUCCAAUAAUAAGUGAAAUGGAUAGCAUGAAAGUGUGUAUUGAAGAAGAAGUUGAUCGCGUUUACGACAGGUUACAAGCUCUUGAAACAGAUAGAGAGUUUCUACAACAUUGUAUGGGAUCCAUACAAAAUGGUGGUGAUGAAGGAAAAGAUUUGCUUCAAGAAAUCUUGCAACAUCUUCGUGAUCUUAAGAAUGUUGAACUACGCCUUAAGGAUCUCGACAAUGAUCCAUCCAGUAUAGUUAUGUUGCAUUCACCAAGCAAAGACUUGUAAGCAUAAGCUUGCUAUGUUGGAGGUGAUCAUGAUGAAAAUACACAUGUAGGAUUUCAGAGAGUCAAUUCUCAAAGUGCUUCAUGUAGAAGCAUGCUAACCAAAAGUUAUUUCUAGUGUCAUGUAAUGUAAUGGUUUGUUGAAUUGGUGAUGUGCAUACUACAAAUUUAAAGUAUGUGUUCAUUUAUAUUAUGACAGGAUUGAUUUAUGAUAUAUACUC